This is a messenger RNA of Hydractinia symbiolongicarpus, 7755 nucleotides long. RefSeq lists its product as uncharacterized. The coding region runs from base 767 to 7678 and encodes 2303 amino acids. Lineage: Eukaryota; Metazoa; Cnidaria; Hydrozoa; Anthoathecata; Hydractiniidae. The transcript has 40 exons. The record is from RefSeq and is a predicted model, not a curated record.
AAUCAGGUCAGGACAUUAUUAUGACAGGUUUUUUUAAUAACAUGAAAACGAUUUAACUUUUUAAGCUUUGUGUUAUACAUAUUAAACUCAGUAAAAACGAAAAUAUGCAGUAAACAGUUUUAUGAGCAAGAAUACUAAACACAACAACAAAUAAAUACAAAGAGCAGCGAGCAUGCACAAAAACAACUAAAUAUAUACAACGAUAAAUAAGUGAGCAUACUACUAUAUAAAGACGAAGUAGCUGAUAUAAAGCUGAGUCUAUAUUACAAAUAUAUACAUAGUAGGUAAUGCAAAUAUCUAGAAAAUAGUUAGCAGGGAGGGCGGAGGAGCAAAUUCGACUGAAGAACUGAAGAGGAAAAUGAAAACCAUGUGCCAACUAUAUAUACUCUGAGGCAAGGGAUUCUGGGAGGAACCUUCUAGAAGGAGUAGGGAUGACCCACAUGGAGUGGAGUACUAGGAUACUCAAUGGGGUGCAAAUGGGGAAUGUAAACUCGACCUUGGUAUUAUCCUAGAUGAAUCAACAUCUGUUGGGACCUACUUCUCAUCAGAAGUUUACUUUGCUCGAUUAUUUGCAUACAGAUUAAAGUUUGGGACAUCAGCUUCACUAGCUUCAGUGAUAACUGUUUCGGAUGCUGCAAGACUAAAGUUUCGUUUUCGUGAUUAUCAAGGAUACAACGGAAAUGGACUCCAAUCAGCUUUGUACUACUUACGUUCCACAGGUGGAGGUAGUCGAAUUGAUAAAGGCCUAGAACUGGCUUUUUCAUCCAUGUUUCAUGAUACAGCAGGGCAGCGACAUUCUGUUCCAAAGAUUCUUCUUGUGUUGACUGAUGGAAGAAGUACUUCAAGCUUGGCACAAAUACAAGCUGCCACAAAUAAAUUAAAAGCCAAGGGCAUAUUAGUGUUUUCUAUCGGAGUUGGUGCUAUUAAUCAGCAAACACUUCUUUACAUUGCAUCGGAUCCCAAGUUUGUAUAUCAGUACACGUAUGCAACAAAUAUUCAGACCAUUAUCACCAAUAUUAUUUCUCAAAGUUGCUCACUUGUUACAUGUCAGUUUAAAGAUUGUUAUUAUCAUUACUGGUCUGCAUGGUCAGCAAAAUGUGGGACUGCAUAUCGUACAAAACAACUCCGAACUGCUGUAAGUCGCACCAAAACUCAAACAGGAAAAUGUACAGGUCUACCAACAUCUUGUAAAUCCAUGCUAAAAGAAACAAAAAAUCUUGGUACAUGCAUCACAAAUUCUGAACCAACUAGCUGCAAUAUUGAUCUUGGUGUAAUUCUUGACGAAUCUUCCUCUGUUUUUCCACUUACAAACUUUAAAAAAGAAACAGAUUUUAUUGAAGCUAUUACAUAUAAUCUUGCCCUUGGGGUUGAUCGUUCGUUAAUUUCUGUAAUGACCUUUUCAACACAUGCAAGAAUGAAAUGGCGAUUUCGAGAUUAUUAUGGAUAUAGCAAAACUGGAUUGAAGCGUGGUUUGUCUGCUUUGGUUAUGACAGGUGGUUACGGAACUGUUACAGACACAGCCUUAAAUGCUGCCAGAAGUCAAAUGUUUGUGACUGCAUCUGGUACAAGAUAUAAUUUUCCAAAGGUUCUUCUUAUUAUUUUGGCUAAAAACAGUGGUGUUGAUAUGCACCGUCUUCAAGAAGCUUCAGAUCUUUUGAAAUCCCAGGGAGUAAAUGUAUAUGCAAUUGGUGUUGGUUCUGGUGUAUAUGUGCAGGAAUUAAAAGCAAUUGCCACCCAUUACAAGAACGUAUUUCACGUUAAUAGCUUCUCAAGCUUACAAAAUAUUGCCACAAAUGUUCGAACAGCUGUAUGUGCAUUUUCUACAUGUAUUUACUACCAAUGUGAUUAUCAUCCAUGGUCAGCCUGGAGUGGAAAUUGUGGGAAAAUUUCACGUACAAGUUAUUUAAGAAACACAAUACGUAAAGAAAAGAGACAACAAAGUGGUUGUGCUGGCUUAACAACAGUCUGUGCUCCUUCAAAGAAAGAAUUUAAAACAGCUGCUAAUUGCCAAAGUGAUUCUACAGCAAUGUGCAAGCUAGACCUUGGUGUUAUCUUAGAUGAAUCUUCAUCAAUCAGUCCAACUUCCUUGUUUCGAAAGGAAACAGAUUUUAUUCGAGAUCUGACAGACCAUUUAACAAUUGGUCCUCAAAAUACAUUAGUUUCAGUUCUAACAUUUUCUACAAUUGCUCGAUUGAAAUUUAGUUUUCGUGAUAGUGAUGGACGAAGUAAAUUUGCACUGAAUAAUGCUCUGUUACGUAUAAACAUGCUAGGAGGAAAUACUGCAACUGAAAAAGCAUUAGACAUGGCACGCACAAAAAUGUAUGCAACCAGUUCUGGUCAAAGGGAGGGAGUCGCAAAAGUGUUAAUUGUAAUAACUGAUGGAAAUAGUCAGGUUGGACCAGUUAGAGUUAAACAAGCAUCUGAUCUUUUGACUGCAAAAGGAGUAAAUAUUUUUGCAGUAGGAGUUGGCAAAGCAAUUAAUCAGAAUGAAUUGAGAGCAAUUGCAACUGGUGACACUAACAUAUUUCGUGUUGAUGGAUUGAAUGAUUUAAGUAAUAUUAUUAAUCGUGUUCGAACAGCAAGUUGUUCAGCGGUGACAUGUCAGUACAGAGACUGUUCAUAUUAUAACUGGAGUACAUGGUCUGCAACAUGUGGUACAGUAACAAGAUCAAGGCGAUUGUACCGUGCAAUUGAUAGAACAACCAAGAGGGUUGGUGGUUGUGCAGGAUUAGCAUCAUCAUGUCGCUCAUCUAUUUUAGAACAAAAGACACUCAGUGCUUGCAAGCCCUCCAUAGUAAUGUGCACGUAUUAUGAAUGCAACUGGGGAGAAUGGUCAAUGGCAAGUGCCACAUGUGGAUACAACACAAAAAAACAAAGGUUUUUAAUGCAGAAGCAAAGAAGUGCUCAUUAUUACACCCGCUGUCCUUCAAACUUAAAACUUACCCCUUGUUCAAAAACGCCUCAAGUUUCAACCGCCAAUGUAUUAUGUCCAUGUCGUAUCAGUCAGUGUUCAUGGUUAUCUUGGUCGGGUUGGUCAGGUACAUGUGGAAGUGUAACAAGAACACGCCAACUGCGUAAAACAUCUCAAUAUCAAUAUUUUUAUGAUUGCAAGGCUGCAGAAAUAGCACAUGGGUGUAAAAUUCAAAAUGAAAAAGAGACACAAUCAGCAAAUGUUAAGCCAUGCGUUACGACAGAGUGCAAAUUGGACCUAGGUGUCAUUCUUGAUGAAUCAACAUCAAUCCAUCCAAAUUUGUUUCGCAAAGAAACAGACUUUGUAAAAUAUUUCACUGAUUAUUUACCCAUUGGAAUGACAAACACUUUGGUUUCAGUCAUCACAUUCUCAACUGAUCCAAGAUUCAGAUUUAGUUUUAGAGACUACCCUGGUUAUAACAAAUAUGGUUUAAACGGUGCACUUGAUCGAAUUAAUAUGUAUGGUGGUAAUACUGGUACCGAAAAAGCUUUAGAAAUGGCUCAAAAUCGAAUGUUUACAUGGAGCAAUGGUGCAAGAUAUGGUAUAUCAAAAGCUUUGAUAGUUAUCACAGAUGGGAACAGUCAAGCUGGCCCAACCAUUGUUAAACAGGCUUCAGAUAAACUUGCUGCUAAUGGAAUCGACAUUUUUGUAGUUGGAGUAGGCAAUGUUAAUCGGAAUGAGUUGAAAGCAAUUGCAACCAAUGAUGCUAACAUUUUCCAUGUUAAUGGAUUGAGUGAUUUGAAAUCCAUCGUGAAUCGUGUUCGACAAGCGACAUGUGCAGUCAAGGAGUGUCAUUACAAGCAUUGUUCCUACUAUGGAUGGUCUGCAUGGUCUGGUACGUGUGAUAAAGUUCACCGAACAAGAAAAUUGUAUUAUGCGUACAGUAAAGUUACAAAACGAUAUGGUGGAUGUGCAGGGUUACCAACAACAUGCCAAGCAACUCAUAAAGAAGAGAAACUUCUUCAAGCAUGCAGAAAGACAGUUGUAACUUGUACAUUCUACACUUGCAAUUGGGGUACUUGGUCAGCAUUCAGUACCACCUGUGGCGCUAACAUGAAACGUCAACGUAUCCUUCUUGAAACAAAACACACAAAAAAUUACUACACAAGAUGCCCAACAGAUUUAAAUACGAAGCGUUGUUCAAAAACACCGAACGUUGAGGCUAAGAAUGUCUACUGUCCCUGUCGUGUUGAAAGAUGUGCUUGGGAUGCAUGGUCAAAGUGGUCAACGACAUGUGGUCGUGCUACAAGGAUACGAAAAUUAAGAAAAUAUGUGAACCACCAGUUUUCAUAUGAUUGUUCUUCAGUACAAAAGAGUUUUGGUUGUAAAGAAACAAAAGAAACAGAAACCCAAUCGUUUACCCUUGCUCCUUGUGAGCGUGACUGCGAAUAUGCAGUAUGUACAUACAAUGAUUGGUCAGAAUGGAGUGGAAGUUGUGGUUAUUUAUCGCGAUCACGUACUGUCAAAACGACAAUAAAAAAAACGAAAGUUAGAGCCCUGACAUGUGAUGGAUUGUUGACUUCUUGUUCUGCUUAUACAACUCAAGUACAAAGAAAACCUGUUCUCUGUAACUGCUCUUCAGUGAAAUGCACAGCCAAAGCCUGGACAAGCUGGUCCUCCUCCUGUGGUUUUGCGACAAGAAGUAGAACUUAUUUGAAAGAAACAGUCACUCAACGGUUGUACAGCUGUGAUGGAUUAAAACAAUCUUGUCCACAAAGUGAAGAACAAAAGAGAACUACGCUAUGUCAAUGUAACUAUGUGCAGUGUGUGCCAAAUACAUGGUCUGGUUGGUCCGCGAAUUGUGGAAAGGCCACACGUACAAGAAGGAUACAGUCUGUUCAAAAAUCUGUAAUGAAAUCAACAUGUACUGGUUUGACAACAUCUUGUCCAAACACAGAAGAAACAGAAAGCAGAAACAAACUUUGUUCAUGCAGCUAUGUAGAAUGUGUUGCAGCUACCUGGUCGCCAUGGUCUGCAGAUUGUGGAAAAGCGACAAGGAGUCGUGUUAUGCAAAUUAUAUCGAGGACUGUUGAAAGAUAUAGUUGCGAUGGUUUGAAAAAAACUUGCCCUACUACAACUGAGCAGCAGUCAAGAACCAAGUUAUGUAAAUGCGAGUAUGUAGAGUGUAAGCCAGCAGCAUGGUCUGAAUGGUCAGCCGAAUGUGGUACUGGAGAAAGAAAAAGAAAAAUACAGAUUGUGAAGAAAAUUGCUAUGAAAGAAAGUUGUGAAGGGUUGCCAACAUCCUGUCCGAUGAAAGAAGAAAAUGAAAAAAGAAAUAUCAAAUGUGAGUGUGAACAUGUUGAAUGUGUUGCCGGACAGUGGUCUAAGUGGUCAGCAGAAUGUGGUCGCAUAUCAAGAAGUCGACCAAUCAACACCAUUAUAAAAACAGUAAUGCAGUAUGAUUGCACGGGGCUUCAACAAUCAUGUCUAAAGUCAAAAGAAACCGAAAAUCAGGAAAAAUUGUGUGAAUGCAAGUACGUACAAUGCGUACCAGGUCCCUGGACAGAGUGGUCUGCAGAAUGCAACGGUGCGAAAAGAACACGAAGUAUCAAUGCUGUUCAAAAAACAACAAGGAGACUGACUUGUGAAGGCCUUACAUUGACUUGUAAAAAUUCCGAAGAAACAGAGACAAGAACGAAUUAUUGUCCACCUGGUGAAUGCAAGUAUGUAGAAUGUGUUCCUGGGGCGUGGUCAGAAUGGUCUACAAAAUGUGGUGCAGGAGAAAGAAGAAGAUUGCUGCAUACGGUAGAGAGGACUAUACUUAAAUAUAACUGUGAAGGAUUGAGGCAGACAUGUCCAAAAGACCAGGAGGUGGAAAAAAGAACAGAGAUGUGUGAGUGUAAAGAAGUCAACUGUAUUCCACAGACUUGGUCUGAAUGGUCGGCUGAAUGUGGAAAUCGCGAAAGAAGUAGAAGUAUAAAAGCGAUUUACCAAACAGUUCUACGUCACAGCUGUGAUGGAUUGAAAACAACGUGCCCACGAUCGGAAGAGAAGGAGACGAGCAGCGUACUAUGCACGUGUCCUUAUGUACAGUGUGUCUCGGAGGUGUGGUCAGAAUGGUCUUUUGAAUGUGGUCCAGCUGAACGAAGUAGAGAUAUCAAAGCAGUGAAGAAAACCAUCCAAAAGUUGGAUUGUAAAGGACUACAACAAACAUGUCCUCGUCCGAAAGAAAUACAGGAAAGAAAUAAGCUGUGUGAGUGUGAAUUUGUGCAGUGCGUUCCUGGGACAUGGUCAGAAUGGUCAACAGAAUGUGGAAAAGCGACCAGGACUAGAAUUAUCAAUUCAGUUCCUAAAACCGAAAAGAGAGAAUCUUGCGAGGGUUUGACUUUAACGUGUCCCUCAUCUGAAGAGACAGAAACGAGGAGUAAGAAAUGUCGUUGUGAUUAUGUGGAAUGUAUUCCUGGACUGUGGUCUGAAUGGUCUACCGAAUGCGGUCGAGCUACGAGAAGUCGAUCAAUUAAUUCUAUUCAGAAAAUCGUGGAGAGAUAUAGCUGUGAAGGAUUGACACAAUCAUGCCCAAAACCCGAUGAAGAACAAAGCAGGGACAAAAUCUGUGAGUGUGAGUACGUUGAUUGCGUGGCUGGAGUUUGGUCCGAAUGGUCAACAGAGUGUGGUAGCGGGACAAGAACGAGGCCUAUAACAAGUGUAUCAAAAACCAUAAAAAAAUCCAGUUGCGAUGGAUUAACGACAACGUGUCUGAAAACUGAAGAGACAGAGGAUAGGAAGAGAUUAUGUACGUGUACUUACGUUGACUGCGAAACAGGAGCAUGGUCCGAAUGGUCAGCAAAAUGUGGAAAUGCAACCCGGAGGAGAGUGAUCAGUGCAGUCGUGCAGGAAAGUGAGAUGGAGAGCUGCGAAGGCUUAAAACAAACUUGUCCAGACUCGGAAGAAGUAGAGAAACGCUCUUCGUUGUGUGAAUGUCCAUUUGUUGAGUGUGUACCAGGGGCAUGGUCCGAGUGGUCUGCUGAUUGUGGAGAGAUGCAACGAACAAGAGCGAUUGACGUGGUGGAAAAAACAGUCAAAAAAGCUAGUUGUGAAGGACUGCUGCAAACUUGUCCAGCAUCCGAAGAAACCGAGUAUAACGAAGCUUUAUGUACGUGCAGUGCUAUUAAAUGCACUUGGGCACCUUGGAGUAUGUGGACGAAAACUUGUGGAAAUGCUGAAAGGUCACGUGUUAGUAUUGGUCAGUUAACAACUGUUAAACGCUUGUCUUGCGAUGGACUUCAAAAGACAUGCAGUGAGAAGCCACAAACCGAGAAAAAGACGUUUCAAUGCACCGAUGUAAAACCAACGCAUCAGACAGCCGGCUCUGACACGUGUAGUGUUAAAUACCGUGCGCUUGGCUGCUAUGACGACGAUCAGAAAGUGCCUCGCCCAUUACCAGAAUUGAUUUUAACUGACCGCGAUCCAACUUAUCGUACAUGGACUGGCAAAAUGAUCAACUGGAAAAAUUGGGAUAGCUACCAUGUUGAUUUUAUUUGUCGAUGUGCUGCUAAAGCUAAAGAAUUGAAGUACAGAUAUUUUAGUACUCAAUUUUACGGUGAAUGUUGGUCUGGACCAGAAGCUGGUGAUACUUAUGCGCGCAACGGAAAAAAAGAUUAUUCGCAUUGUAUUAAAUCUAGGUUCGAAUCAUGUAAAGUGGGUGAUUUAAAUUGUGUUGGCAAGAAGGAGACAAAUUACGUAUAUGAACUCAGUGGUUUACAAUAAGGCUGUUAUGUCCAUUUGUGUAAAAUUGCAUUUAAUUUUUUUUAGGGAUGGGAAAUAUAAAACAGCAGAUUAAAUAA